AUGGAUGAGUAUCAUGCGUGGUCGUCACAGGUGAAUGGCGGAUACGAAGAAAAUGUAAAUCACUGUCUCCCUCCUAUCGACACACAGCAUUUUGCGAACUCGUCUAACUAUUUGCAUGAGAGGCAACUAUUACCAGACCAUCAAAUGCCUUUGGAAUACCAGGAAUCCUCCUUCAACCCAUCGUCAUAUCAACCAUCCUUCCAGCAAGAGGCAGCCUCAUAUCUUAAUAAUGCGAAUGCCGUGAUAAACAAUCCCCACGAUGAAAGAAAUGCUUACCUGUCAACGCAACGAUGCGAACUCAACUACAAUGAGUGUGAAUAUUUUAAGCCAAAUAUGAAUGCUUCUGAAUACAAUCAAAAUUUGCAAGUCAGUGAACCUAUAAACGGAGUUUAUGGAUUGCAGCAGGACCAACCAUUCCAACAAUAUCAAAGUCAAUUAUACGGGGCUUCAGACACCCAAGAAGCUACGUUAAGUGUAACAGGCAGCAACUCCCUACAAUUCGACACGGGGUUGCAUUACACAUGUCAAACACCCAAUUCUCUCUUUAAUACCUCACAAAUGGUCAACAGGACUGAAAUCCUAGAGGAAGGCGGUUACAAAGACUCACCACCAACUACAAUAGAGGACUUUGGGGCUGCUGGAUCACAAUCGCAACAAGCAUCAUCAACUUUGCAGUCAGGGCAGGAUCAGGAUUUGUACACCGUCCUGUUGGUCAUUGCCCAAGGGGUGCCGAAAGUGUUUCCUUCAUGCUUGGUUAGUCAAAGAGGACAAUUCUCAUCCAUCUGUGUGGCGGGAGCAGAUUUUAAGCAUCCAACGUUGGGAGAAAGAUCGACAAUUACUCUACGAUUGCGUGACAGAGAGAUCUGGCAGAUGAUAUGGCCGCACAAAAUGGAGAUGAUUACCAGCAAAAAUGGCAGACGAAUAUUUCCAACACUUUCAAUCAGCAUUGAAGGCUUGGAGGUUGAUGAAUUGUACACAAUUUUCAUGGACUUAGUGCCAAAGGACCAGUUUUCAUACAGAUUUCAGUCAAGCCAUUGGACACCUCAUCACGCUCACAACUCACCUUCGCAGAGUCAAUCUUCCUGCAUCUACGUGUCACGCAGACUACGAGAAAAGGGAUCGCAGUUGAUGAUCAGCGGAGUCGAUUUCACUCAAGUGAAGAUCACCAACAAUGCUGCAACUGCUAUAAGCAGGAAACAGAUAUUUGCUCGCAGUAUGCAAAUUUACCAACCGCGGUACCACGUUGUUCGUCACUUGGCGUCGAAGGAGGCAGUUGUGCGUCAGUCAUUUGUAAACGCUUGGCAAGGCAAUUUUUCACCCCAUGUGGAGCAUGUAGGAACCUACAUCAUUCCAGAGACAGAGUUCGUAGCCGUCACUGCGUAUCGUAAUAAGCACAUUUCUGAUGCAAAGAUCGAAGCAAAUCCCUACGCCAAGGCAUUUAGAAAUCGUCGACGCUCGUAA
This is a messenger RNA of Hydatigera taeniaeformis, 1461 nucleotides long. The record is from the annotation of a GenBank genome assembly. NCBI's taxonomy places the organism in Eukaryota, Metazoa, Platyhelminthes, Cestoda, Cyclophyllidea, Taeniidae.